CGAUAAGCAAAGGUCCAAUCACAAGCCGAGUCUUCGUGUGUCGCUUUGUGGUGAGGAAUGUUUUGAUGCAGUUAGCAAAAAUGUUAGAGGGGUCGUUGAGCAACAGAAACAACUGCAGGGCUAUAUGUCUAUGAAUGUUUUGUCACAGUGUGGCUGUGUAUACGAGUUUUUUUAUACAUAUAUUUUUUUCCCCUAAGUGUUGUCGUUUGCAUCUGCUAGCAUCGUAUACGUCUGUUUUUAGCCAUAUGCUAGAUGGGAAUGCGUGUAUGCGCCAGCAACCAAUGUCGAGAAUGCGUUGGGCUUGCUUGAUAAUCUGAUACUCUUGUCCCAAACACUGUCCAGGUCAGGACGAAGCGAAAUGGACACCAUAGCCUCAUCACCGCGGUGACCGUAGCAACUGGAGUGCGCCACGUCCUGUCCACACGCACAGUCAUAAAGAACCCAACCCGUGGCUGUCUUUCUUUUCUAUGACACAACAAGUUUAUGCCCAAUUAGAUUCGGUGGAAUCUCUAUUGGACGAUAUCCCAUAUAUGUUUUAUCUGGGCUUGUUCUUUGUGAACGUCUUGAUCCUUUACUAUGCCUUUUUAAUGGAGUACAUCGUUCUGAAUGUAGGGAUAGUAUUUCUGCCUGAGGACAUGGACCAGGCGCUGGUGGACCUCGGAGUGCUCUCCGACCCGGCCUCUGUCCCCUACGACACGGACAUGGAGCUGGAUGUGUUCGAGGGAUAUAUUGAGUGACAUUACGGAACUGGAGGAAGGAGCAUCUUCCGAUGAUGAUGAUGCAGAAGUGCGGGACAGGUGGAGGCAGCGGGAUCCAUCCCUGACUGCUGAUGUGGAUGGGAAAUAUGCUGCUGUUGUUGCCUUCCUCUGACACAGAUGAAACUGUUAAAAAGGUGUCUCAGCUCAAACUAAGGUACCUGGAGGAGGAGCUAAAGCAAGGUGGCUGAAGGAUGACUGUCCCAUGGAAAGAGUGCACUUUGCACUGGAUCAGUUGUCCAUCGGUCCAGCUGACUCGGGCCAGACACCGGAGACAUCACACUGCGUUUGCGUCCCUCACUGUGAACACAACGAACAAUAAUAAGGAGGCACAGUGUGCUGCGGGUGGAGAGAGACGGCUGCUCACUGUGGAGUAGAACGGAGUGUUAUCAGACAUGUGGAGCAUGUGUAACCCUGGAUUUCCACUGGACGCGGAACGGCCGCGGAACGGCCGCGGCGCUGUUCUGCUUCGUCCUCUCCCAAACGUCAAUCCCCACCGGGCGCGUUACGGCAGCGGCGCGGAGCCUUGGGAGCCAGCGGUAUUGACGGAAGAUCGCGCGAUA
Messenger RNA from Solea solea (common sole), 1318 nucleotides. RefSeq names its product Dexi homolog (mouse) (gene dexi). The coding region runs from base 468 to 737 and encodes 89 amino acids. Lineage: Eukaryota; Metazoa; Chordata; Actinopteri; Pleuronectiformes; Soleidae. The transcript has 2 exons. The record is from RefSeq and is a predicted model, not a curated record.